Pipistrellus kuhlii (Kuhl's pipistrelle) is the source of this 1469-nucleotide messenger RNA. It is a transcript of the gene SOX14, whose product is annotated as SRY-box transcription factor 14. The transcript has a single exon. NCBI's taxonomy places the organism in Eukaryota, Metazoa, Chordata, Mammalia, Chiroptera, Vespertilionidae. Gene Ontology annotation, molecular function: RNA polymerase II cis-regulatory region sequence-specific DNA binding; DNA-binding transcription factor activity, RNA polymerase II-specific. Gene Ontology annotation, biological process: cell differentiation; negative regulation of transcription by RNA polymerase II; anatomical structure morphogenesis. The coding region runs from base 266 to 988 and encodes 240 amino acids. The record is from RefSeq and is a predicted model, not a curated record.
CCUCUCCUCCCCCGCCCCUUCGGUCCCCACUCGCCCCCCGGGGCCCACCUGGGUGCCAGCCUGGCAUGAUCAGCUGAACUUUGCGGGGUUAAGCGCUUCUUUCUGGCUUCCCCUCUGCGGUGCGGAGGCCAGGGGAGCGGAGCGCAGAGUCCCGGCUCGGCUCGGGACGCACAGACAGGCGGACAGACAGACAGCCGCGCCCAGCUCGCCUGCAAGAACCCCUGCCCUCCCCGCCCCCGCCCGCCUCGCCUCGCCUCCGGGGACCAUGUCUAAACCUUCAGACCACAUCAAGCGGCCCAUGAACGCCUUCAUGGUGUGGUCCCGAGGCCAGCGGCGCAAAAUGGCCCAGGAGAACCCCAAGAUGCACAACUCGGAGAUCAGCAAGCGCCUGGGCGCCGAGUGGAAGCUCCUGUCCGAGGCAGAGAAGCGGCCGUACAUCGACGAGGCCAAGAGGCUGCGCGCCCAGCACAUGAAGGAGCACCCCGACUACAAGUACCGGCCGCGGCGCAAGCCCAAGAACCUGCUCAAGAAGGACAGGUAUGUCUUCCCCCUGCCCUACCUGGGCGACACGGACCCGCUCAAGGCGGCCGGCCUGCCCGUGGGGGCCUCCGACGGCCUCCUGAGCGCGCCCGAGAAGGCCCGGGCCUUCCUGCCGCCCGCCUCGGCGCCCUACUCCCUGCUGGACCCUGCGCAGUUUAGCUCGAGCGCCAUCCAGAAGAUGGGCGAAGUGCCCCACACCUUGGCCACCAGCGCGCUGCCCUACGCGUCCACCCUGGGCUACCAGAACGGCGCCUUCGGCAGCCUCAGCUGCCCCAGCCAGCACACGCACACGCACCCGUCCCCCACCAACCCGGGCUACGUGGUGCCCUGUAACUGUACCGCCUGGUCGGCCUCCACCCUGCAGCCCCCGGUCGCCUACAUCCUCUUCCCCGGCAUGACUAAGACCGGCAUAGACCCUUAUUCGUCAGCCCACGCCACAGCCAUGUAACCCCCCGGCCCGGCCCACCAGACCUGGAGGGUGGCCUGGAAUUGGGGUUUGCACACCCUGCCAUCUGCGCGCCUGGCCAGGGGCCUGCAAACGCCUUGGGGCCAGUCCUGCCCGCUGCCCCCCUACCCUACCCCAGACUCUGCCUCUCUCUUCCAGGGGGAUGGUAGGGACGUCCUGCCGGACCCAAGACGCAGACAGGUGCCAGGAACUUGUGAACAUUAUGACCGCCGUACAGUUGUCCCUACUCCAACUGCCCCAGAUCAAACCUCCACAUGUACCCCCUUUGGACAAAAAAAAAAAAAAAAAAAAAAAAGUAGGCAGUUUGCUCUAUUUAUGUCCCCUUCUCUCUCCUCUGAUGGGCUUUGGACUCCAGAACGCUCUGAUCCUGGUAUUAUAUCUAGAAUAUGCAUAUUUUUUUUCUUUCGCGCCCUGCAGAAAAGAGUUAGCUCUGUGUUUUGUCAUCAGACACAGCGAGGUGCCA